UUGACAGUUCCGCAGUGUUUCGUAUCACUGGGUGCAGUGAUAUGAGUGAUUCACUCGAACUUAUCAGUAUUUAGAAUAGUUAUUCACAUGAAUAACUAACGUUGUGUUGUUUUUUAUUUUGUAUUUUUGUUUUUAAAGUUGUGUUUACCGGCAGGAUGUUGGGAAUGUUUAUGUACAUGCUAGAAGCGCGGAAGGAGUUGCUGGUGGGCCUGUCAUUAUCUGUAUUGUACAUAACCUAUUAUCUAGUGGAAGUAGUCAAGAGGCCAUUACUAGUAUGUGGCCCGGGAGCUCUACGGUCCCUUCUCGAGCGAGAUGUGCCGCUACUACAAACACCGUACUGGCCGACCCCUUGGUGCGUGGAGGCGCGCUUGCAGACUGUCCUCGGGUCCAUACUGCGUUCCUUGUUACUGCCACACGCGCGUUACCGGCGUGAGGUCUUACGGCUAGCAGACGGCGGGCAGGUAGCCCUAGACUGGCUAGAAAACUCAGCGGGUCCGGGGGCGCCAGUAUUACUCGUACUGCCGGGUCUAACGGGCGGCUCGCAGGCGGACUAUGUGCGCGCGCUGUGCGCCGCCGCGAGACAGCUCGGUGCGCAGGCCGUCGUGUUCCAUUAUAGGGGACUUGGAGGGAUCAAACUCACGACGCCGCGCCUCUACUGCGCCGUGAGCCACGAAGACUUGGCCGAGGUCGUGGAAGCCGUGUCCGAACGGGCCGGUGAUGCACCAGUAUUAGCAGUCGGCGUGUCCUUGGGUAGACUUAUACUGGGACAGUACCUGGCCGCAGCGGGCGAUCAAGCUAGAGUACACGCGGCGUUGGUUGUGUCUUCACCGCUUGACGUUGAGCGAGGCUCAGAAUGCAUGGAGCGCGGCCUGAACGCCCUCCUAUCCCGGCACAUGGCCCGCAACCUGCGCCGCACCGUUUGCUCCCACGCCCUAGUAACCGCCGGCUCCGACGAGCACGCCCGGGUGGAGAACGCCACAUCGGUCCGGGCGUUCGACGCGGCGUUCACGACCCGCCAUUUUGGAUUCGGGAGCGUCGAGGCGUACUAUCGCGCGGCCACGCUCACGGAUAAAUUAGGAGCUGUUAGGGUGCCGCUGCUGUGUUUAUGCGCUGCUGAUGAUCCUUUUCAGCCGCUCGAAGUCCUCCCGCUAGCCGAAGUCGCCGCGUCCAAGUCCGUAGCCCUAGCGGUGCCCGCGCGCGGGGGCCACAUCGGGUUCCUGGAGGGCUGGUGGCCGGCGCGGCAGGACCAGUACAUGGCGCGCGUCGCCGUGCAGUACUUCUCCGCUUUACUCCGCAACCCCGACUUGCUCCACACUCCCCCUAAGGUACAAACGCAGACUGAAAAGAUUGAAACAGGCAAGCAGGAAGAGCUGGAGGGAAAGGUAACCUGCUGACUGUAGAGGUAUUUUGACAGUAUUAAGUACAAAGGGCGCUUCGGUUUUUUAGGCGUGGAACGGUUUUCUAAAAUAUAUUUACUGUAUCUUGUAAUAUUCAGAUCUCAGAAUAUCCAAUAUUUUACAAAUAGGUACAUCGAAAGCUGUUCUAAAAUGUCCGAAUGCUGCACAAAUUUUAAAACUGAAACAUACCAAAUAAGUUUGAGGAUAAUAAACUAAAUAUUUAUGUAGUCAUAGGUCCCGAUCAAAUCUUUAAACUCUAAACUAGAAUGCUUUAAUAUUAAUAAUAGUUCUAGAGCAGAAAAUAUUUCAGUAAACCGCUCCCUCGUGCCUUAUAGCCGGGCCACGACAUUACGCCAAGCGGGAGCGAUGAGCGAUAUUCUCCGCUCGUCGCUGUCGCUGAUGCCGUGGCCCGGCCUUACGCUUCGUCCGACGAGCUACGCUCUGAAGUGCCUUCGCUCGACAUGUGAUAUUUUUUGCCGCGGCGGGAUCACCCGGCUUGUAGCGUCCCUCGGAAACGCUUCGUAGUUACAGUUGCAACGAGAGUUGAACACAGCGCGUCAUGUAUUAUAACAUGUAUAAUGUUAGACCAAGAAAAGUCUGCAGUGAUUUUGAUAGCCACCGCAGUGCAAGUGGUAUUUAUAACGUCAUAAUUUCAUAGAAGUUUGACAUUUAAAAUAGCACUUGCACUGCGUGGGCUAUCUAUAAAGUUAUCGAUAUUUAAUUUAACUAGGCAUCAUUCUAAGUAAUAUUUUAAGUAGGCGUCUUUUGCUUUGCCUGAAGAUCAGUUUGUAAUUAUAAUUAGAUAUACAUGUAAAAUUUAAGGACAUAUGCCACAAAAAAUAAAUGCUGUCAUAGCUAAAUUAUCAUAAAUCACAAUAUCAUCAAUAGCAAACAUACCUAAGUAUACAAAGUCAAGAUCUAGUGAAAAAGUUCAAUAUACUAUCAAUUCUGUAGUCUAUACAUUUUUUUUUGUAUUUUUGUUCCCAAUCCAUUUCCAUCAACUCUCGUUGCGACACUUAUAAAAAUAUCAAUUGAAUAUUAUACUAAUUAAUUAAUAUAUACAACGACCGUGUUGUGAGCUAAAGUUUUAAAACCGGUGCUAAAUUUAGUGGCUUACUAGACUGACGAAACGUCAAUAUCAGCACGCAUUAGAUUCCUUCAAAUCUUUAAAUUUUCUGAAGUACCACAUAGUUAUUUAUUAUUAACCAAAGGGUUAUUGAUUGUAAUAGAGAUAAAAUCUAAGUGGUCGUUCAGACGGGACAAUUUUUAGUACAAUUUACUUAAGUUGACAAUUUAAUGGUGUGGUGUGGACGCAAGAAUGAAAUUGGCUCGCCGAUUCCAUUUGAUUUGA
Messenger RNA from Cydia fagiglandana, 2748 nucleotides. It is a transcript of the gene Hydr1, whose product is annotated as phospholipase ABHD3. Gene Ontology annotation, molecular function: acetylesterase activity; monoacylglycerol lipase activity. The coding region runs from base 156 to 1394 and encodes 412 amino acids. NCBI's taxonomy places the organism in Eukaryota, Metazoa, Arthropoda, Insecta, Lepidoptera, Tortricidae. The record is from RefSeq and is a predicted model, not a curated record. Gene Ontology annotation, biological process: medium-chain fatty acid biosynthetic process; medium-chain fatty acid catabolic process. The transcript is spliced from 7 exons.